Dreissena polymorpha is the source of this 8411-nucleotide messenger RNA. RefSeq lists its product as uncharacterized. The transcript is spliced from 17 exons. The coding region runs from base 42 to 1343 and encodes 433 amino acids. The record is from RefSeq and is a predicted model, not a curated record. Gene Ontology annotation, molecular function: protein binding. Lineage: Eukaryota; Metazoa; Mollusca; Bivalvia; Myida; Dreissenidae.
GCACAAAGUGUGCCUUCAAUGAUCACAGCAAGUGCAGUAAAAUGACCCCGAUUUCGGAGCUGACCAACUCCCAGCCCACAGACCUACAGGGACUGUCAGAGGAGCUGGAAACUGUCAUGGGGGGAAUCAAAAGCCUACAGAUAAAUCAGGAGGCCAGUGUUCAGUCAUUGCAGAGAACAUACAAGGAACAUGGGGCAGUCAUGAUAGAACAAUUGCUUGGCAAUUUAAAUACUAAUAUAGAUAAGUGUUGUAAUAGUUCUGUGGGUACAUCAAACAAAAAUUUAAAAGAAGAAAUGUGUUGGAGUGUUCUUCUUAUCUUGAAUAUAUUUGAUAAUAUUACUGUGAAGGAACUAAAUAAGAUGAAAGAUGAAGUUAUAAGCAUAAAAGGGUCAAUUACAAGUUCUAUUCAUAAAUGCACCAGUCUUCACAAUGACUUGUUGCAAUUACUUGAAAUCGUUCAGAAAAUUGGAGAUAAUAAGGAGCUCUGCCUUAUAGCCAGCAUAAAAUGUAAGCAUAUAAUACAGCAGGCAUUGACUCUGCUUGGAAAGUCAGGCAAGGUGUUUAAGGUCCAGGGGAAGUCUGAGUACAAUGUAAGAAUACCAAGUGAUUCAGUUACAUGUGAUAUCACAGGCAUAUGUGUUCUUCCAGAUGGACAGGUCCUGGUUGUAGACUCGAGAAAUGACAAUGUCAAGCUGCUGAACCAGCAGUACCAGGUGGUGAGUCACUUGGAUGUGAAUGCUUGGCCAUUUGACAUUUGUUUGAUCGCACCGAGUGAGGUUGCAGUGGCUGUGAAUACUAGUAACAUACAUGAGGUCCAGUUUAUCACUGUCAACCAGGGAAAGCUUGUUUCUGGCAGGAAGUUUCAGUUACAACAUGAAUGUACAUUUAUUACCCAUCACCAAGGAGACCUUUUUGUCACCUCUGGUCAAGAACUGUACAAAUACUCACUGAAUGGCAAACUGAUCUGCAGACUCUACCAAGAUAGAUCAGCUAAUAGGACAGUAGGGAAGUGUGCUGUGAGUCCCACAGGAGACAGGCUGUACAUCACUAACUGGGACCAGUACAAGCUUCUCACCCUGGCCAGGGAUGGCACACUCCUGGCUACAUACUCAGACCCAGCACUAGGUGGUCUACAUGUGACCCCUGCAGGCCAGGUGCUGGUCUGUGGAUACUGGUCCUACACUGUACUACAGGUGGGCUGGAAGGGAGAGAGUAAGCUGACUACGCUGGCUACUCAGGAGGAUGGAGUGUGGAGGCCAUGGUCAGUCUGCUACAGCAGCACCACAUCAUCCAUCAUUGUGGGACAGGGGGGCGGCAACAUCCUGGUGUUCAGAGUGGAAUAGUGUGUACAUUGGCUGCUGAGUCAGGACAACGAUGCUGAGGAUGUGGUGGACAAGGAUGACCUGACUACUCAGAAGCAACUGCUAAGCUCAGAAGACCAAGGAGUAGUGAAAGGCUCAGCCAAAUCAAAGUCCAGCGAUGUGAGGGUGAGACAGCCUUCCCAUGUCCUCGUAUUGCAACAUGAAGGACAUUUUAGCUGAAACUAACAAGGGAGAGAACUGUAGAUCUGCACCAGCACAGAGCACCAGGAUUGAUAUCGAGUUGGCCCAGCAACCGCACGAGUCCCGCCUGCAGGAGCCCCAGUCCAGAACAACCCUUCCCCUCCCCUGACUUCUAACUCCUUCCCCUUGACCUCCUGACUGAAAAAGUCAGCAUCGUUGAACAACUCCGUUCUGCAGGAAAUUCUGAGCAUGAUUCUGGUCAAACGUCGAGUUGUCCACACAUAAGCCUGGGUAGUUUUGUUAAGCUAGAGUUCCGCUUGGGCCUGAAAGGGACGAGUUUUACAGACACGAAAAGUUAUAGCAGUAGUUAUGGUAACGCUAACAGUCAGUUGUUGCUGUUGGACAUCACAACAAAUAUCCUGAAGAACAAAAAGUUCAAUAACUUGUUCCAAUCUUUAUGGGACAAACAGAAAUUGAACGGGAGAAAAUCAAGGAACAAUAAAAGCGUAAGCUUUCCUAGUGGGAUGCUUCUGCUGUUGAUAGUUUGGAUGACAAUAGGGUUACGGACUGCCCCAGAUUGUCCAUUCAGCGGCCAAAAUAUCAUAAUGGAACGGACUUUUGGCAAUAUUACCGACAAAGAAAGGCAGUAAUGACUUGGUUGUGAAUACCUAGAGCACGAUACAUCCAUGCUGACACAAAAAGGCAGUAAUGACUUAGUGGUGAAAACCUAGAGCACGCUACAUCCUUGCUGACAAAGAAAUGCAGUAAUGACUUGGUUGUGAAUACCCAGAGCAUGCUACAUCCAUGCUGACACAGAAAGGCAGUAAUGACUAUGCUGUGAACACCCAGAGCAUGCUACAUCCAUGCUGACACAGAAAGGCAGUAAUGACUAUGCUGUGAACACCCAGAGCAUGCUACAUCCAUGCUGACACAGAAAGGAAGUAAUGACUAUGCUGUGAACACCCAGAGCAAGAUAUAUCCAUGCUGACACAGAAAGGCAGUAAUGAUUAUGCUGUGAACACCCAGAGCAAGAUAAAUCCAUGCUGACACAGAAAGGCAGUAAUGACUACGCUGUGAACACCCAGAGCACAAUACAUCCAUGCUGACACAGAAAGGCAGUAAUGACUUGGUUGUGAACACCCAGAGCACAAUACAUCAAUGUUGACUCAGAAAGGCAGUAAUGACUUGGUUGUGAACACAGAACACGAUACACCCAUGCUGACACAGAAAGGCAGUAAUGACUAUGCAGUGAACACCCAGAGCAAGAUAUAUCCAUGCUGACACAGAAAAGCAGUAAUGACUAUGCUGUGAACACCCAGAGCACAAUACAUCAUUUGCUGACACAGAAAGGCAGUAAUGACUUGGCUCUGAACACAGAGCACAAUACAUCCAUGCUGACACAGAAAGGCAGUAAUGACUUGGCUGUGAACACAGAGCUUAAUAUAUCCAUGCUGACACAGAAAGGCAAUUAUGACUUGGUUGUGAACACAGAGCACAAUACAUCCUUGUUGACACAGAAAAGCAGUAAUGACUUUGCUGUGAACUCAGAGCACGAUACAUCCAUGCUGACACAGAAAGGCAGUAAUGACUUGGAUGUAAACACCCAGAGCACAAUUCAUCCAUACUGACACAGAAAGACAGUAAAGACUUGGUUGUAAACACCCAGAGCACAAUACAUCCAUGAUGACACAGAAAGGCAGUAAAGACCUUGUUGUAAAGACUAAGAGAUCCAUAUAUACAUGGGGUGUGCCACAGCCGCAAAUUACGCCCACUAUUGUGAACAAGGUGCUUAAAGUGAACAUGUCUGGGUUUGGUAUGAGGACUAAGCACUCCAAGCCCAGAAGGCCUCGCAUUGAAUUGAUGCAAGAGAAGGCUUUGAAAAAUAUUAGCAGUUUUGUUGUGUGGUCCAGUACGCCCUUCGACUCUCAACCUGAAGAAAGCAGAACUCAAACUCGGCUCUUAGCAAUAUCAGCAAGACCAGCAUGUCAUCUCCGCUUCUUGACCUUCAGUGAACUUUACUAGCAAACAUGACAAACGUCAUUGAAAUGAAAGUCGAUGACAACCCCCUUCUUGCACAAAUACUACAACUUGCUUAAGAAAAUCAGCAUGAAGACGUCUUGCGUCAGACUACCAAGCCUCCUAUCAAUAUAUCCUCCCAUGUUGGCUACAUCAACACUUCCAACAGCAGAGCCUUGGUGAGUUUGACUUCCGUCUCAGCAUCCAUGUCGCUUAGCAACAAUUGAAUGAUGGGCGUCGACAAAUUAGGCCGGACAAGUCGCUCAAACUGAAACGAUCUGAUCCAACAGAUCAGUACCCUGCUGAAAAACAGGAUCCCUGGUCAGCUGGGUCCCAGAUGCCCAGCAACACUUCCUGGCCCAGGACCUUGGGGCAAAUGCUCAACAUGUCCUAUCUGCAUGGUGAAGCUAGUCUUAUUCUUGGGCUCCAAACUCUCCUGCUGUGGGGCCGAGAUUACCUCAUCCAUAAGAGGCCUUAUACUCACAAGUUCAGGCCCAGAGAACAGUGUUCCCCAACUGCAACACAACCAGUACGUCUCAAUAGAGGACACCCUUCCUGAAAACCUCGCUUAGUGCGACUGCGCCAUACGUGACCCUUCAGUGAACUGAGAUUCCAGGCGGAAUGUCAAACUGGUACUACUCAGGUCUCCAGCAAUAGCCUCAGCCUUGGACGCAGGUUCAUGAUGCACCCAUGGCCUUACUUAUUUCUGAACAUCUCAAUCUCACAGCAAUUGAUGUGAAUUAAUGAUAAUAAGACUCCACAAACCACGUUAUGGAGAGGGUAUAUUGAAGUCAAUGUUCUCUUAUCAUGUUAAGUGUUUGGAAGUACAUAGCCACGUCAACGCAGCAGCAAAAACAACAGUAGCAGUCUAGUCAAGGGUCACCCCGCAACGUUCACUGCCUAGCGAUGAAAUCAUCCACCGUUACAUGUAGUUGAAAACCUGGGAAGCAGAGCAAUGAGUAUGUCCCAGGAGCAUUUGCAGUCACAGCAAGUGAACCAGCGGCAGUCAUCGUCUCCAGAUUCUGAGAUCCCCAUGCUUCACAACCCUUAGUCUAUGAAAAUCAUGCAGAGCGAACCUUGGACAUUGACGAAAUCAACCCGGCAAAUCGGAAGGACAGCCUGUUGCUACAGUUAUCAUAUUAACCCAGUCAUACCAAAGAAGCUCAGAGAUAUAAAUGCUGUUUAAGAUGUGCUAGUCUCCACAUACUCCAUGUCUGGUGUGAACAUGUACAAUUGAAGGUCUCUACAUACCCCAUGUCUGAUGUGAACAUGUACAAUUGAAUGUCUCUACAUACUCCAUGUCUGGUGUGAACAUGUACAAUUGAAGGUCUCUACAUACCACAUGUCUGGUGUGAACAUGUACAAUUGAAGGUCUCUGCAUACCCCAUGUCUGGUGUGAACAUGUACACUUGAAUGUCUAGAUACCCCAUGUCUGGUGUAAACAUGUACAAUUGAAGGUCUCUACAUACCACAUGUCUGGUGUGAACAUGUACAAUUAAAGGUCUGUACAUACCCCAUGUCUGGUGUGAACAUGUACAACUGAAGAUCUCUACGUACCCCAUGUCCGGUGUGAACAUGUACAAUUGAAGGUAUCUACAUACCCCAUGUCUGGUGUGAACAUGUACAAUUGAAGGUAUCUACAUACCCCGUGUCCGGUGUGAACAUGUACAAUUGAAGGUCUCAUCUUUGAAAUUGGGACAGGUGGAAAAUUGAUGCAUUGAUGCAGACAGAAGUCGCAUAAUGACAAAUCACAACAAAAAGUGAAAAUCCAGACAGUCUUGUGGCCAGCCAUGUUUUUAUGUGACCAUCCAAGUUGUGUUCAAAGAAAACAAUAGUUCAUGUUUUAUUGGAAAUAUGAUGCUGAUAGUCAUUUUAUGUAAAAGGCUUUUAUGAACUGUAUUUAAAUACUCAGUAUAAUAAGAUUAAGAUUACUUGAUAAAAGCAAUAAUGAACAAUAUUAUUUUAAGAGCAAAAUUAGCAAGUCUAUCCAAUUACUGUGUCUGUAUUAUGAAAUUUUAUUUUGGAAAUGUUAAGGAAAAUAUAAUGUUACUAAAUAUAUGUCUAUUAGUGUUCAUUUUAACAUUUGUCAAAGCUGUUUAAAUGAUGCCGGUAACUUUGACAAAAUUGAAAGAAAGUGUAUUCUUUUCAUGUAAUGAGACAUGCUUCAGUUUGUUUUGGCUUAACAUGUAAUAUAGAGGUGGUAGUAGGUUAAACACAUUGUUUAGACAGGUGGAUAAUUUUAAUGCUAAGGCUUUGAUAACUUUAAGUGUGCCCAUUGGUGUCAGGUGUUUUUGUCAAGCAUCUUGUUUAUUAUCUUAGUAUUUGAAGACAAUAUUGAUUAAUUUUAGACAAAAUCAUUUAAUCUUCCUUAAAUUGUCUAUUCGGUAUUUACUACCAGUUAUUUAUUAAUUUACUUGAACAUGAUUUAAUAAUGACUUUUUUGUUGCUUAAAAUGCUUUAGAUCUAUAUGUUUUAAAACUAAGCAUUUAAAAACGAAAAUAUAAGAUGUGGGAAUAAUGUCUAAAGUUAUGAUAGUUAUUUUUUGUUUUUGUAAAGUUAAUUUUGCCUUAUAUGUUUGUGUAUAGACAUUUAGACGACCAGAUUAACCUGACCAAGAAUUCUUGAUCAAUGUGUAUAUCGGUCACUUCAUUUGUCAUUUGUAUAUAGAGCGAUUGCGAAAUGAUCGUAUUGUUAAUGAAAAUCAUGCGUUUAUUGUUGCCAUUUUGAUUUUUGCUGUUAACAUGUAUUUGUACAAACAAUUGUCAUCCUGUACAUCUUUUAGAUGCCAGAUAAUAAAAACAAACUUUGCUUGUGGGAAUGCUCAUUUAAAACUUUCUUAAUGAUACAGAACAACACAUUCUGAAGAGGCUAAUAAAUUAUGCUUUAGGCAAUAGGAACAUCUUGUUACUAGUAUAUGUACUGCUUUUCAUUAGAUAAAGUCAACUAUUGAAAGAUUGGUUUAACUUUUUUUUGCAUUAUCUUAAGAAAAAUUAAUAUAUUCUACUUGGAAAUCAGUCAAUUGCAAAUCAAGCGAGAGUGAUUUAACAUGCUAACACUUGUCAAUAAUUGAAUUGUCUCUCUUUGUACAUAAAUAUAGGGAUGUUGUUGCUUGAAAAACAAAGUUAUAUCCGUUGUUAGAUAAUGCUUUUGUUUAUCUCUCAACAUAACAAGUACAUUCAUUUGUUCAUCUCUCAACAUAACAAGUACAUUCAUACAGUUAUUAAAAAUAUGACACUCUUAAUUCUCAGCCAUCAGUUUGUAUUGGGAUGUUGUGGAAUACUUACUAAACUAAUAUACGUCUGUUUUAUGAAUGAAUAGCUAUGGUACAAUAUGAUACUCAGUGUUACAAAACAUGUGUAAUAAAAAUAUAAUGUCAUUUAUUUGAAAUCAUAAAAUUUAGUUGUCCAUACAAUGCUUACAGUUUUGCACUUGCGAUGAUAAAGGAAAUGUUCUGCUCAAAAUGUCUUUUUAAGACAUGUGAAAAUUGUAGCAAUCAUAUUGUACUUGUAUUUAUAUUAUACAUGAUAAGAAUUUACUUAUGGCUGAUGAUAGCGGCUGUUUACUAUUUGUGUAACAGUUUGUUCCACUCGACCAUUAGACCGUAUUUCCUUAAACAUGUGAUUGUUUAUAUUGAACUUAAAUUGAAUGCAUGAAACAUGAUUGUUCUGUUGCUUAACAGUUGAAAAUAGCUUGAUGUUUGUAAAAUUGUAUGAAAUGUUUCAAAUAAAUCAUUUUGAUUACAUACAAAAAUAAAAUUACAUUUUGCGUUACUUUGAAUGCAUAACAAACAAUUGUUACCAUACAAUCAUAUUAGUAUUGAACUUAAUUAAUACUUUAACUUUAAGAUGCGAUUUUUACAAUAAUGUGUUAAUAUUUUCAUCCAUUCCAAAUAAGCAUUGUGCAUUAGUAAAUAUAGGGUGUAUAUACACUGCUUAGAUGCCUUUUUUAAAUUGCUUGUGUACGUCAUAUUGAUUAAAGACUCUUAUGUAUUGCAUAUUUGUGUGUGCCAAUGUCUUACUUAUUUCUUCACAGUCCUUAAAUUACUGCAAAUAGUACUUUAAGAAUGUUAAAAUAUUUAUCUUAACCCUUUCAGUGCGGGAACCUAAUUUUGAAGGCCUUUGCAAACAGUUUGGAUCCAGAUGAGACGCCACAGAACGUGGCGUCUCAUCAGGAUCCAAACUGUUUGCUAUUCUGAUAGUAUUCUUUGAAAAAAAUCGAAGAAAAUGCUAAUUUUAGAAAUUCAGCAGACGACAUUUUAGCAGACGACAAAUUUCCCAGCAUGCAAAGGGUUAACUAUAACCAGGUUAUCUGUUAAUUUAAGUUUCAUACAUAAUAUUUAGUGCUAAUAAAUCAGCACUAUUUAUUGAUUUUUUAUAUGGGCACUUCCCAUGACUUUAUUCGUGAAUAUUUCUUUGAAUGUGCGGUAGGGAAAACAUUGUUUGCUUGAAGGUUAGAAACUUAAUGUUGACAUCUUGAAAGAUGGCAGUAAACAUUUAACUGCAGAGUAGCUGGGGAAAAGAUUGCUGUUAAACAAUGUUAGACAGAACUCCACGCAAGAUAUGUCAUGCAUGCGAUAUGCAUGAACUAUCUUUUUAAAAUAAUAUGGAUCUGAAUUAUUUUUAAGAAAUGGUAUGGUUAUGAGGGUCUCUAUGUGCAAAAUGUUGCAUUUAUUUAGUGUACAAGUUAUUGCUUAAACAUUGAAUUUGUUGUAGAAAUAAUAUAGUUUAUGUGACUUAAAGAGAUAUACACGUUUAUGUUAGUGAUGUGUUUUUGCUGAUCCAAGUCUGUUCCUACACACUAUUUAAAGUAGAUAACUACAAGUUAUCUCAUUUAAAUGGGAAAAGUAUUGUACUGUGAAAAAGUGUUGUGAGUUCAAAUAAAAAUACUAUGAAC